UUUCAGCUCCCCAUCAUGUUCACCGUCAAACCACAAUGGAGUAACCAAAACCAGAUCAAUCAGAAGCUCUUCGGUGAGGAUAAAGAGAAUAAGAUCCAUGGGCAAUUCGAGUGUUGUGAGGAUGUUGAAGCUGAAAUCGAGUGUGCUCAGGCACUACUUCAGUAUCCUGCUCUUCAGAAUCCUGCUCGUCAGGAGCCUGCUCACCAAAAUUGGCUGGCUAAAACGCGGGACCACGCUCUGAACCCUAUGAAUGGCCACUGGCCAUUAACCUUGUCUCAUCAUAUUGGGCUUCAGAUUGCACAGAAACGGGCCCAUCAACGUCGCCAAGACUUGUUGACUGAGCGCGCCACGCUGCUCCUGGAAAGCUAUGAGAUGGAAAAGAAAAUGAGAGCUCUGGAAACUUGGGGCAAACAGAUAUUCCAGACACAAGCUUCCCGUCGGGCUCGCUCUGAGCUUAUCAACAUCAAGCUCAGAGAUAUUGAGGAUCGCAUUGAGGAAAUUGAACUGGAACUCAUGGGGCAGUGAAGGGCUUUAAUUUUUUUUUGUUGUUUCAUUUAUUUUUGUGUUCCGCUUUUUGAUAAAGAGUACCUUAUCUAA
Messenger RNA from Caenorhabditis elegans, 597 nucleotides. RefSeq names its product Cobyrinic acid ac-diamide synthase (gene T06D4.2). NCBI's taxonomy places the organism in Eukaryota, Metazoa, Nematoda, Chromadorea, Rhabditida, Rhabditidae. The record is from RefSeq and is marked reviewed. Bases 16 to 525 code for a protein of 169 amino acids. The transcript is spliced from 5 exons.